Ilyonectria robusta is the source of this 1259-nucleotide messenger RNA. RefSeq lists its product as uncharacterized. Bases 253 to 1017 code for a protein of 254 amino acids. The record is from RefSeq and is a predicted model, not a curated record. The transcript has 2 exons. NCBI's taxonomy places the organism in Eukaryota, Fungi, Ascomycota, Sordariomycetes, Hypocreales, Nectriaceae.
CCAACGUGCCGCACUGGUCCUUCUUGAACCUGACCGCACUGUAUUGGGCCAUCUUCCGCCGAUGGGCGCACCUUCGCCGUCAAGCCGGCGUAGAGACAGACGCGGAGGAGCCUCCUGAGACGGUACACCUUAGGGAAGGCGGCCGGACCCUGUUAUACCUGGACGCUUACGCCUACAGAGGUCGGGUUCUGAAAGAUCUGUGCCUCUAUGACUACAUGUCUAUGAUUCAACUUGUGCGUUCCCGUAACCUGGAUGAGGACGAAAUCCACGUAUCUCUUGAGGGGCGCUCUCCAGAAUGCCACAACUGGGUACAAAAGCUUCGGCGACCUCCUGACUACGCCGUGCCCAUCUUUCAAGGGUUCAUCAGCGACGAUCACAACGACGAGCACCCGGUAUAUUUCAAACGCAACUCUGUCCUCCAUUUGGCCCUCUUUGUGCCUUGGGAGGCCUUUCUUUCAAAGAGGCAGGGCGAUAUCACUAACAUCUGGUCGGAUUACGAGGCGGCUCUCUCUCCCCGCCUGCGUUUCCACGUCUCCAACAUCUCCCUUCUCAGAAAGUCAGCCGAAGAUGCGCGUAAAGACGCAAAGCUCUGGGCCAGCCGGUCGGAAGGUGAUGACACGGUUGAUGUGGAGCUCCCCCUGGAUGAAGAUUACUGCGGUGAAGAGGCAGCAACGAUGGCUGAGCAUCACCAAAGCUACACAGCUCUGCUCCAGACUCUUCAAAAUGCCAUACGGGAUUCCGACGCUACGAGGGACUCCCCAGUCUUACGGAGCCUGGCCCGGGACCUGUGCGAGGAGAACCCUGCUGAAGAGGAUAGGUCUUUUAUCCAACGCCACGAGGGCUUUUACCAGCAAAUUCGCCGUAACCAAGACAGUCCCUUAUGCCAAUAUCCGAGUCUAUCCGGAGACGAUGUUCAAGCCGCGGCAAAGGCCCAGGACAUGCUGCAUCUCCGAAUGCUGGAUGAGAUUGAAGGUUGCUCCCAAGGCGCUGUGCACUCCACGGGUAACGCCGACAUAGACGAUGUCUUAGCUCGGCAUUACGAUGCAGAGAUUCCCUUUCCGGCUCAAGGUCAAGACUCGGCCAUGGACAUGCCUCGAAUCCUUGUCGAUGUCAGUUCUACAACAGGCUUCGUCGAACUGGGACGCCUUGCCGCCUCCAACUAUACGCUCAACUAUCUGCAGAGCAUGGCUCUCCAACUCGUGUGCAGCUUCUUAGACAAGUACACUGCCGAUCCGGACUCGGCCGGCCAGCAUCUCCAG